AUGGCAAGUUACGACCGAGCUAUCACCGUGUUCUCUCCAGAUGGCCAAUUGUUACAAGUACAAUACGCUCAAGAAGCAGUAAGGCGCGGCUCAGCUGUGGUCGGUGUAAGGGGCGCGAACUGUGUUGUUCUUGCGGUUGAGAAAAAAAUGGUGCCGCAGCUACAGGUGGAUAGAACGGAGAAGAAGAUAGUGAUUUUGGAUGACCAUAUUGCGAUGGGGUUCGCGGGGGUACGGGCUGACGCAAGAGUGCUGGUGUCUAGAGCACAAAUAGAAUGCCAAUCCUAUCGCCUAACGGUGGAUGACGCGGUAACAAUAGACUAUAUUUCGCGUUACAUCGCUGGCAUUAUGCAACAGCACACGCAGAACAACGGCCGGCGACCGUUCGGCGUCUCUUACAUUAUCGGCGGAUUCGACUCAGACGGUCCCCAUAUCUUUCAAACGGAACCUUCUGGCACAUACUACGAAUGGAAGGCUUGUUGUACGGGUCGUGGUGAAAAGACUGUCCGGGAAUAUCUGGAGAAAAAUUAUAGCGCAGAUAAAGUAUCAUCCGAACAUGACACGAUAAAGUUGGCGGUCAGAUCUUUGAUGGAAGUCCAAUAUGGAGAAAAAGAGUUGGAGGUGGCAGUUUUAAGAAAAUCCGCACCGUUGUCGAUACUAACAAAAGAAGCUGUUAAUUCUUAUAUGGCUGACUCACAAAAAGAAAAGGAAGAAGCACAAAAAUAA
This is a messenger RNA of Leptosia nina, 723 nucleotides long. NCBI's taxonomy places the organism in Eukaryota, Metazoa, Arthropoda, Insecta, Lepidoptera, Pieridae. The record is from the annotation of a GenBank genome assembly.